AAAUGCGUUUCUAACAUCUCUACCAAAAUCUUGAAGAAAUUAAGUCAUUUUUCAAGAGCAAAUUCAGUCAUUUCCUUCGCCCCUGCGAACAGUGUUGGCUUUCUAUAAAACGACGAAGGCAAUUAGAAUGUAAUUUUUUCUAGUAUGAAUUUGCCCCAAGUAUCGAUAUUAUUCUAGGGGGAAGGGAGCAGGAGAAGUAAUAUUUUGGAAAUAUGAAAAUAUUCAAAAAACGAGAAAUUCUAAGAUACUGAUGAAAGUUCAAAAGAUAUAUUGAUGAUAAUCACAAAACUGAAAAAGAAGGAGUAAAAUGAUUAAAAUCAAGCCAAGAAACAAAAAAACUGUCAAUUUAAAUUGGAAGUUGGCAAUCGAUUAAGCACAAAGCACUAAUUGUUUUGUGUUCAGGUCUUAUCUCUCGAGGUCAUUGCUGCUUAUUUUAAACAUAAGGCAUUCGCUACAGAUUUUCAUCUUCCAUGUAUAAUAGCAAUCUUUGUAGAUCAUUGAGAUUUGAGACAAAUCUUUAUAACGGUUGCCUCAGGGAUUUUUGGAUCUGAGGUGUGUACAGUCGUUGUUACAGGAAUACAAUUACAUUGUAUACGCAAAACUAAUUUUUUUAAACGUUAGGAACCAAGCUAUUAUACAUACAAGUUUAUCAAAAAAAUUGCUUCCAACAGUGUAAUAUGCUUGAAAAAUAAAUUGUUACUAAAGAACAACUGUUUUGUGCAAACAAUCUUUUUGUUAUACAAAAUUUAAAAUGGCUUUGAACAAAGCAACCAUUUUCGAUCCACAACUGGGUAUGUAUAUUUCCUAACGCAGUGUUUUGAUCUAAGUUCUGACGUUUUAUACUUUAAAGAAAAGCUUAAGUAUGAAUAAAAAAGUUUAAUUUUUUCAAAGCUAAUAAUAACUGUUUUGAAAUCAUAUGCUUUUUGAAUGAAUGUCCUAAAACGUGCUGUUCAGCUUACAUCAUGUUCUCAAGAAAAUUAAAUUAAAGAAACGUAAAUACGCAUCAUUUUGUAAAUUCUCCUAAUACUUAAACUAAGACCUUAAAGAAGGUUGAAACUUUAGCAAUUACUCUAAAAUAUAUAUUGAUGAAAAAGAUCACUGUUGAGUUGAGGCAAUUACACUUCUUUGCUUGUUUAUUGUAUAUCAAAUGCAACAUUCUAUGGAAUUUCUAGGUUAUGAUAUCAUGAGAACUAUUUUUAGAAUCGUUUGAUUUAAAAAGCGCAUAUUGAAUACCUCUAAAUGUAAACAAUCAAUUGCAUGUGUUAUACUUUGCUUUAGAUACCGUUUCUCCGUCAAAUCAUUAUAGUUAGGUUUGGGUUCUAAAAGCUAUGCAUCAGGCCGAAACAUCCGCAAUCCAUUAGCAAUAUUUCUCAAUCAAUUUUUUCAUUGCUAUAUUAUAGUCAAUUUUCAAUCGCUUUAACUGUUUUUGCAAUUUUAGAGGUAUUUUGUUGUAUUUUUCAAGUUAAAAGUACAAGUAAUUUAAAAAAUAUAUCUAUUACGACCUAAUUAUGAGCUCUGUUGGAAAAUUCUCAUCUUCUUGUAAACUAUGGUUGCUUGUAACAAGGCAUAUUCAAGCUAGAGGAUUCAGAACACUGGAGAGAAGAAUAUUGCAUGCUCUUCUAGUAAAAUCUGUUCUACGUCAUUAGUAAUAUGUAAUCGAUGUAAAACUGGUCUGGAUUCAGCUCGGAUGUGACUCACCGGUUACAAGGUCGAAAUUGAUACGUAUAGAAUAGGUAUCGGCGAUCUCAACGAAUAAGCAACAGUUUGCCUGAUUUCUGGUGUUGAAGAUAUAAUUACCAAGUAAUGAUGCAUGUGAUUCGAAUAAAGAGUGCCACAUGUCGGCAUUGUAAUAUACCAGUGCACUUGAAUACCACCCAGUCGUGCCUGGCCGACAAUAUCUACCCAUUGCUGACCUGUUAACUGUGGUAUUUGUUUAUUGAAAUAAAUCAAAGUAAACAGAAAACAAAUUUAGUGUACGCUAUAUAAGUACGAAAUCAAGUUUCUGACAAUAUGGGAACAGCAUCUGGCCUAUUUCUCGUUCUGAGUCAUGCCAUUUUGCUGGUCAACAGCCUUUCCACGGAAACGCCAGAGCAAACUGGAAAUUUGCUUGGAAAAAAGGUGGAUGAAGAAAAACAACGAUUCAAUUAUCACGAUGACGUUCUUGAGGUACUUAACCCCAAGAUGAUCAGGAAGUACCUAAAAUUCCUAACGAGUAUGCCAUCAACCGCCGGUUUGAAAGAAGCGAAAAUUCAAGCUGAAUGGACCAAAAAGAUGUGGCAAGACUUUGGAUUUGACAAAGUGAAGAGAUACGAUUAUGAUGUGCUCUUAUCUCUUCCAAAGAAACCUGGAACAAUUUCUUUGUAUGACAAAGAGGGGGACAGAGUGAAAAAAUUCGAAAUAGACAGAGAGCCUCUUUUAAACGGAGAUCCAAAGGACCCAAGAACUGUUUUGCCUUUUAAUGCAUAUUCACCAGGGGGGACAGUUGAGGGUCCAUUGGUCUAUGUCAAUUAUGGCCGCGAAGAGGACUAUGGCCUACUUGAGAAAAUGGGUAUAAGUGUAAGCGGAGCUAUUGUAAUCAUGCGGUAUUCGAAAGUCUCACGAUCCUCCAAGGUGGAAAGAGCUCAACAGCGAGGUGCUCUCGGUGCGAUCCUGUAUUCGGACCCUGUUGACUGGAGUCCGUUCAAGGCGUUUUACCCUAAAGGUUGGGAAUUGCCCGGAACCGGAUUGCAGAUCGGAACUAUCAUUAGGUAUCAAGGGGAUGUCUUGUCAGAAGAGUAUCCCUCUAAAGAGGGCUACUUCCGUAUGAACGUUUCAAAAGCGACGGUUUUGCCAAAGAUCCCCUCGCAACCAAUUCCUUUCAACUAUGCAAAAAAGAUUCUUGGGGAAAUGGAUGGGGUUGCUGCCCCUAAAGAAUGGCAAGGAUCAUUUGACUUCAAAUACAACAUAAACGGAACAAAGAGAGUAAGACUAAGUGUUCACACAAAACUUGUAACAAAACCAGUUUUCAAUGUAUGCGGAAAAAUUUAUGGAAAUGUUGAGCCUGACCGUCUGGUCAUUCUGGGAAAUCACAGGGAUUCAUGGAAUUUCGGUGCUGCUGAUGCCACAAGCGGUAGCGCUGCACUGAUGGAAAUUGGAAGGGCCUUUGGUGAUUUGCUGAAAAGAGGUUGGCGGCCACGAAGAACCAUCAUGCUUUGCAGUUGGGAUGCUGAAGAAUACGGUCUGAUGGGAUCAUGGGAGUGGGUAGAGGAUCACGCGAAAAUGAUCAAAGAAAGAGCAAUUGCCUAUCUGAACGUAGAUAUUGCUGUUGAAGGAAAUUACACUGUACGAUUCAAAACCACACCUCAAAUGGAAGAUGCCUUUUUUGACGUCACCAAACAGCUUCCUGCACCAGACAGUGAACUUGACUUGUAUGCAGACUGGACAAAGAAACUUCCAAGUUUUACUAAUCCUUCCGAACCCAACGUCACGGUUGUACAGACUGGAAGUGACUACAAGCCAUUCAUGCAAAUGCUGGGAGUGCCAUGCUUGGAUAUUCGAUACCUCUAUGAUAAGGUAAAAAUGACAGCCGACCAAUAUUCUUCCUACCAUUCCAUUCACGAUAACUUCCAUUUGAUGUCAACUUGGAUCGAUCCAGACUUCAAGUACCAUUUGGCAGUGGCAAGAAUGUGGGCAAAAAUGGCCUUAAAGCUAGCUGAUGCGACAGUUGUACCUUUCAAUCUCCACCGUUAUGCAAAAAAAAUUUUAGGAUUUGCUAAAUUUUUCAAGAAGUCACACGCAUCAAUUACGGAUCCCCAUGGAAUCAGUUUUGAUCUUCUUAUAAAAAAAGUCAAGCAGCUUGUUAGUGCCACAAAGGACUUCCACAAACGUCUUGAUAACCUGGAUACCUCAGAUGCUAUGAAACUUCGAAUUUACAACGACCAGCUGAUGAACUUUGAGAGAAUGUUUCUGCAUGAUCCUGGUCACCAUGGAAACAAACAUGUCAGACACAUGAUUCUUGGAACAACUGCCUUCUAUAUUGUUGGUAGCAACAAAUUUCCAGGCUUGAAAGAAUCAAUUUACAGGGCAUACAAAGGGAUUGACCCUGAUUGGGAUGGUGUCAACAUCCAGUUGUCCAUACUGAUGUCAAAGAUAGACCAGGCUGUUCGUCAUGUCCAGGAUGUCACAAAAGUUUAACGCUUGUAUUUAAACGGCUCGUGUGGUGUUAUCGCUUAAAAAAGUUUCUGGAGGCUGAGCAAGAAAAUCAUUUGUCUUGAAUCUUUGGUUGUUUUGAAAAGACCUAUAUAAACAAAGACCUGGUCCGGUAGAAAAGUUUACAGCAUGCUUUGUUAGCAGUCAAUGUUUUGAAGUUUGAAGCAAAGGACAUGUUGAAAAAUGUUCAGGAUUAUUUAUUUUAUGAUAGCCAAACACCUCCAGACCAUUCUUUCAAAUUUAUCAGUAAGAUGAGGUUUCUGAAUACAACAACUCCUAUUGACUCUAUUCAAAACGCUAUCUUGUUGUGCUUUUUUUAAAGAUUUAUUGAAAUUACGAAAUUUUUGCUAUAACAUUAUUUUAUGAGAAUACAGCUUGUAAGAAAACCGAUAUUCGAUUUGAUAUAUUUAAUUCGACAAACAG
Messenger RNA from Rhopilema esculentum, 4611 nucleotides. Its product is annotated as putative N-acetylated-alpha-linked acidic dipeptidase. Gene Ontology annotation, molecular function: carboxypeptidase activity. The record is from RefSeq and is a predicted model, not a curated record. NCBI's taxonomy places the organism in Eukaryota, Metazoa, Cnidaria, Scyphozoa, Rhizostomeae, Rhizostomatidae.